AGACCAGUUUUCAGGCUGUGUUUGUGUGCGGCUGAACGUGUUCAGGGAAGCCCUCGUAGCCAGAAGGCGAAACUAAAGAAACUGUAUUUGGUUCGAAGAAAAGUCUGUUGUUUCAUGUAACGGAAAUGUUGGAUUGAUCUGAACACAUCUAACAGGACAAGAAGACGUUUACUGUGUUUUGGAUCACCACUGCAAGGAAAAGACCGUUCACCACAGUAGCAGCUCAUGCGUGGGAGGGCGAUACAGGCAGGUACAGCGUCUGAAAACGUCAUUAUUGUGGAGCAGCAAGGAACCACACGGCUGACUGAGCGCUGUGAAGCUUCAACAUCUGGACCAUGUUCUCCUCUGCUGUCCCGUACAAAAACCAGCAAUACGCUCAACUGAAGACCAACUUUAUCAACGACAAGACGCUAUUUGAGGACCCAGAGUUCCCAGCCACCAAUGCGUCGCUGUACUUUAAGAAACCCCCUCCUGGUAUUGUGACGUGGAAACGACCAGCGGAAAUAAGCAAUCAGCCCCAUCUGUUUGUGAAGGGCAUCAGCUCCCAUGACCUGAACCAGGGAGUUGUGGGAAACUGCUGGUUUGUUGCAGCCUGCUCCUGUCUGGCUUUGAAGCCAGACCUCUGGAAGAAGGUAAUUCCUGAUCACACGGCGCAGGAGUGGGAUCACAAACACCCGGAGAACUAUGCUGGAAUUUUCCACUUCCAGUUUUGGGUGUUUGGAGAGUGGGUGGAUGUGGUGGUGGACGACAGGCUGCCGACAAUCAACGGUGAACUCAUCUACUGUCACUCAAAAGACAACAACGAAUUCUGGAGUGCUCUGCUGGAGAAGGCCUACGCCAAGCUCUCUGGCUGCUACGAGUCUUUGGAGGGGGGAAACACCGGAGACGCUGUGGUGGAUUUCAGUGGCGCUGUGGCUGAAGCCAUCAACCUGGAGACAGAAGCUUACUAUAAGGACCAGAAAAAACAAGAGCAGCUGUUUGAGGAUCUGCUAAAGGUCUACGACCGUGGAGGAAUCAUAAGCUGCUCAAUUAAGGCAAGGCCUAAUGAGAUUGAACUCGAGAUGGCAAACGGGCUGGUGAAAGGCCAUGCAUACUCUGUAACUGCAGUGAAGAAAGUGCGCAUGGGUCACGGCCUGCUGGCCUACUUCAAAAACGAAACCAUUCCUCUGAUCCGCAUGAGGAACCCCUGGGGCAAGACUGAGUGGAAAGGAGCCUGGAGUGACAGCUCUGAGGAAUGGUCAAAGGUCGGUGAUAUGGAGAGGGCCAAUCUCGGCAUCACGGUAGAGGACGAUGGGGAGUUCUGGAUGGAAUUCACCGACUGGUGCAAGUUCUUUUCAGAUGCAGACCUUUGCCGUCUCAUCAAUACCUCUGUGAUCAGUGUGCACAAGACAUGGAACGAGGUUGUGCACUUUGGGAGCUGGACUAAAAACGCAGAGCCGCUUUUAAACCGCUGCGGCGGCUGUGCUAACCACAAGCCGACGUUCCUGCAGAACCCUCAGUUCUUGUUCGAUGUUACAAAGGAGGCCGAUGAGGUUCUAAUUGCUUUGCAACAGAAAGACAUGAAGAGCCACAGAAAAUAUGGAAGGGGAGAAAAUCUAAGCAUUGGCUUCGGUGUCUUCAAGGUGGAGCUGAACAGGAAGUAUCGGAUGCACGACAUCUUGACCCAGCAGUGCGUGGAGACGUCCACCUACAUCAACGCUCGUGCCGUGUUCAUGAGAUGCACGCUCCAGCAGGGCCGUUACAUCAUCAUCCCCACCACCUUCGAGCCGUCCACGCUGGGGGACUACAUGAUCCGGGUUUUCACUGAUGUGGACUCGGGCUGCAGGGAGCUGAUGGAGGAUAAGCCCAAAGUCAAAUGCUGGAGUUCAUUCGUCGGAUACCCACAAGCUGUGACUCACGUCUACGUCCACGGAGCAGAGGAGCUGCAGAACCAGGACAAUUCAGGAGGUGCAGACCCCUAUGUCAUUAUAUCCUGUGAGGGCCGAUCAGUACGAUCCACCAUCAAGAAGGACACCCUGCAACCAGAGUUUACAACCAGCGCCAUUUUCUACAGGAAGAAACCCAGAAAGCCCGUAACUGUGGAGGUGUGGAACAGCAACAGCGUGAAAGACGAGUUCAUGGGCCAAGUGGUGCUGUCCGGCUCGGUGAAGGACACCUACGAGCCUCAGAGGCUCCAGCUGAGGAAGCGAGGGCGGCAGAUGGCAGACGAGAUGCCCGGUAGCAUCAGUUUGAGGAUUGCCACUUCUACUCAGCUGACCGCUAUGUGAUCUCCUCACUGACCUGAGCGAGGCCUUAAACAUCUCCGGUGCUGAACUAUGUGGUGAACAUCUUGUGUAACAGUUGUGGUUGAACUCGCUUUCUACCGCUUGACGUCCAUGCUUGUGCCUGAUUGUGACUUUAUUUCAAAGUUGACAGGUGAGGGACAGACUGAAUGUCUAUUCCUCUUAUUUUUAUCCAAAUGUUUAAUCUUUUUAAUUUUGUUUACUUUUUAUAUCAUUGUGUAACUUAAAGUAUUUUUAUAUUGACAUUUUGUAAGUUGCGUGUAAAGAUAUCAUUCCUUUUAUUUUACACUAUAGAUACUGUGAGUGAUAUGGCAGUAAUUUGUCAUUCAAGUCUUAACAUACUUUAGUCAUUAUUAUUAUUAUCCUCUAUGUUUACCUUUAUGCAGAAAAACUCAUCCAAGACAUAAUAAUGUAUCAUCUAUUUCUUUAAUGCACCUUCUGCUCCUUUCUUCUAUCAGUUUAUAUCAUGUUGUAUACUCAUGAUUAUUAAAAGAAAUGCAAAACACAACAUUUUUAUGAAGAAUUUAAAGAAAUUCAACCUCAGAAUCACAAUAGUAUUAACACAACUCUGGUUUUCUUCCUCUUUUUUAUUUCAGUCCAGUUCCCAAACUGCAAUAUUUUUGUUUUUUACACUCAAGACACAGCCAUGCACAAUUCAAAGUUCAAAAAGUCUAUUGCUUCAACCACAAUUAAAAAUA
Cyclopterus lumpus (lumpfish) is the source of this 2980-nucleotide messenger RNA. Its product is annotated as calpain-5-like. The coding region runs from base 336 to 2267 and encodes 643 amino acids. Gene Ontology annotation, cellular component: cytoplasm. Gene Ontology annotation, biological process: proteolysis. Lineage: Eukaryota; Metazoa; Chordata; Actinopteri; Perciformes; Cyclopteridae. Gene Ontology annotation, molecular function: calcium-dependent cysteine-type endopeptidase activity. The transcript is spliced from 14 exons. The record is from RefSeq and is a predicted model, not a curated record.